AAUCCCAACUGUCACUAAUGUCAGAUUUUUCGCAAGAGAGUAUCGUAUGUGUGUUGUGAUUAUUAUUUUGCAAAAUAGGCUUUUAUUAUUUUUGAUUAAAAUUGUUAUAACUAGUUUGUGGAAUUAAGCUAUUGCGAAAUUUUAGUCGAUAGUGUUUACUCUUGUUAUACGGUGCCGUUGCACGUGUAAAUUCGUACGAACGCUGGACGGCCUCCUACUUUGUUCCUGUUGACCUGUGCCGCACUGUGAUUGUUUUAAAAGGUCACCUCAACGCCUGCCCAGCCUUAGUCUAUAAUCAUCACUGCCAACUAUUCCGCCCUGCACGCUGCGCGCUUAAUGCCGCCAUGCUAGACAAGAUUUAUAUUAAUUAUAAUAAGAAAGCUCAAGGAUAUAGAAAGUUCGAGAAGUACUGGCGCACGUGACGUCGACGGGAGCGCAAGGAGGGCGACAUGAGUCAGUCGCAGGACGAGGCCCGUGCGGCCAGGAUACAGAAGUAUAAGGAGGAGAGAAGAAAACAGCUCACGGCUAGAACAGCGACGCUAUUUUCUGCUAACGUCACUGAGAGGCGCCCGAAAAGAUCACCCGAACAGCCGCCUCCGGACGACGUUGCUUCUCAUCUCAAGUCUUCCUCGGAGCUAAAUCUUAACACAGCUUCAACUUCAGUGCCUAUUAGAACGACGCGUACCUCUCGUUUAAGAGCUGCUGCUGCAAAUCUUUCUGAUUCCUCGCCGUCUCCAAGAAAAUCCAAUAGAAGUUCAUCUGUACAGUCAUUACUUGAAGACGCCAAAACUAAAUCAGCUAAAAAUUCCAAGUUACUAGAUAGAGAUAAAAGAUCAAAUAGAAGACAGAGCAAUGAGAAAGAAAACUUUAAAAGUGCGUCUGCGACGCGCUUCGAUAAAGAUAUUGGUGCUAUUAAGACGAAAACUAAACAUUCCAUUAAUAAAAAUAUUUUAGAAAAAGACAAAAAUAAUUUUAUAGUGACUAGUCCUAAAGGAAAGAAUGCUGACGAAAAGCGCAGUUCUAAAUUAGAUGAAAGUAGGAGCAAAAAUUCCAUAAUCGAAGAAAAGAAAACGAAUAGUGAGAUAUACGAAAGAAAACACGAAAAACCUUUACGAGUCAAUAGUGAAGAAUUUUUUAACGAUAUUGUAAACGAAAAAGACUCAUCUAGUAUAGAUGACGAGAAAAUCGACGAUUUAUUUAAUAAUCUUGUUGUUGAUGAUGUUGAAAACCUGAAUGGUAUUGAAAUUAAGAUAAACGAUCAGCUUCUGGAUGAUGAUGGGCUUAAAUAUAGUCAUAAUAUUCCUGCCGCUGAUAAUAAAGCAAUAGAAGUUAAUAAUGUUGAUGUUUAUGUAGAAGAUAGUGUAGUGCCAAAAGUGAAAGAGGAUGUAGGAGGCUUACUAGGGGCUGUGUGUGUGCGCAAAGUGGAAAGGUUCAGUGAAUUGCUCAGCAACUUGUGUUCGCCUUGCGAGGCAGACAUAUUGUUUGAAGACAUCUUGGUCGAAAACGGAAUUGACGGUGACAAUGAUUCGCGUCCAAAUGGACCGGAGUGCACACCUCCGUGCAGGCGCGCGCAGCCGUCACCGCGCACUGCCAGCACGCCGAAACGAACUCUUGCGCAGCCUACCGUUAACACUGAUGCUGCUGGAAACGUUGCAAAACCAAGAAAUCGCCGACCCCUUGAAGCACCACACCCCAAGACUGAAAGCUCACUGCCGUCUUCCAAAGUAUCUCCUAAAACUACUUUAAAUUUAUCUUUCGGAAUCAAAUCGACUCCACUUAAGUCUUCGCCUUCAAAUUCCACUCCUACAAAGACUUAUGACAGGCGUCGUAGUCCCGAAUCGGUUUCCAAACCCAGUUGCAUACCUCUUUCCAAGAAAUCCGCUGAUAGAAAUAACCGUACAUCCACUUCACCGGUUAAGCAGGACUUAACUAGAGAUACAAUAUCAAGCAGAUCAAAAGCUGAAACACCUAGAAGUAGAACAACUCGCAAAAGUCCAGAAAAAGCCAAGAGUGAUACGGAAAACAAUCGUAUCGAUCGAAGACAUCGAGCUCAAAAAGAUAGUGAAAGUCUUAGCGAAAAAUAUCAUUAUUCAAAGAAAAGACUGACUAGUUUAGAAAAUAAUUCUCCAAGAAAAUCGAAUGAAACUAAAAACGUUUCUCCUAAAAAUCUUCUGAAUGGUACUUCCCGAGCAAAUCAAGAACCAAAUGUUAAUGCUUGUGGACUAGAAAAUUCUAAAAUUACGAAGAUGUCUACGCUUCACGAAACUGUUAGACCUCAUAGUUCUAGACUUUCCCAGGAGAUGGACAGCUUAGCUGCGUUGACUAAACAGACAUUAGAUAGGGUUAACAAAUUGUCGAAUAACUUAACUAGUAAUAAGAUAAAUUUAGACACAUCUGAGCCUCGUUUUGACUCCAUAUUCGCACCGAAAUCCGAACUAAAACAUACCAAUCACGCAUAUAAUUAUGGUUUACUUAGCGAAAGGCCAGUACAUAACAGAGGAGUAACAGAAAGGUUAAGAGAUAUAGACACGGCAGCUCAGAGACUGAUUGAUUUUGAAAAGCAGAGUGCAAUGUUUUCUGAUCUCAAUAACGAUACGUCUAGUCAAAGUCGCCGUCUUGAUACUUCGUCAACGUCCUGUAGUCAUACGCCUGUGUCUAUCUUAAAACGCAAAUCUAUUCACGAAGACAGUGCUGCAUCUAACACUACUAACCAAGCUAUAGCUUCUCCGCCAGUAACGUUUUCGCCCAGCGUUGUUGAACCAAGAAAUGGUCGAUCCGACAGUCGCCAACGACAAGGUAUUUUAAAGAAACGCCGAAGCCUAGACGAGUCCCAAGUAGCUCGGAGGAGGUCCUGCAGUCCAGAAGUAUCUUUCGCAGAAGAUGGUUCUUUAGAAACUAACAAGUCUAUACUGAAGAAUCGGAGAUCUUCAUUGGAGGAUGUUGUAAGGAACAGAUCGCCAGAUGGUCAAAUACAAGGGAUACUUAAAAGAAAAAUGAGCAGAGAAGAAGAGCAUCAUACUGACGACUUGUCUCAAAGCUCACCUGAACCCCAUGGAAUAUUAAAACGAAAGUCCAAUUCUAGUUCUAGUAGCAGCACUGCAUCAUCGCAUGUAUCUAUUGCUCAAGCUGUGUUGUUAGCAGCAGCGGGUGGUGCGGAAAUAGUGGAGGACGACAAAGAGAUUGUAAGACCUAUCCUAAAGAAAAAGAGUUUCUCAGAGGAGCGACCAUGCCCAGAUGUUGUCCUAUCCGAUACCCCCAAACCCAUACUUAAGAAAAAAUCGACCGAAUUUGAUGAUUUCGACUUCGACCUGCCUAAAAAACCGAUCCUUAAGUCGUCAAAAAAGUUGUCUGGAGACGAGGGACAUGCUUCUAGUUUCGAUUUGAGCGAAGACGACCGAAGCUCCCGAAGGCCUUCACUCCUACGCUCCAGGACUUCUGACCAUUCAGGAUCGGAAUGUGAAGCAGCUGUUAGACCUAUUUUGAAGCAGAGAGGUUCGAGUUUGACUAGGGAACGCAGCCAAUCGCCGCGCCCACGACUCUCUUUUUGCGCGGACAACGAUGCGAACAUUAUUAGUGUGACGAAUUUCAGUUGCGACGCGAACGACUUGUCGGCGGCUGGACCGCGACGAGUCUUGAAUCUCGCGCCCGCGCCCAACCCGGAAGAGAGUUAUCCGAGUGCAGUGCUCCGCCGGAGGAAUCUUCGACCGAAGACAAAUCCUCGCUCCAAGAGCCUCGCGUGUGAUGUGAACGAUGAAUUACUAUCUAUACUGAACAACCGUCGGUUAAAGGUUGAUGAGAACUGUGAAAACGGAUUUCGUGAACCCUGGAAUCACACGCUUGACAACGGAACUGCAGACGAAAAACCUAAAUCGUUUCCAUCGAUCGCUUCUAGAAUAAAGUCCAUGGAACAAGCCCUAACCAAGGACUUGUCUCCUAAAGAUCAGCCCUCUACUUCAAGAGCUAAAACUCGAGAUAAAGAACGUUACAAGACUCAACCCAUCACUGUGGACGAGAUGCGGUCGAUAACAUCCAGUUUGGAGCCGGGCCAAGCGCGUUUCCAAGCGUUCGGCCCCGCGGGCUGUAGUUUUCCGAGCCGACCCGUCGAGUCCGGUGUUGCUCCCUCUACUAGGGGCUCAUAUCCCCUACCGGGGGAACCCGAACGAGAUCCCUUCGCAGACUUCGCGCAAGCUUUGGAUUCGCCACCGUACGGCGUGAGCUCGUUCAGUGCUAAGUCCCCGACAACAGGGAACUGCUUUUCUGACGGCGGCAGUACCAAGGACGACAGCUACGGCGAAGCCACAUUUCUAGACUUCGAAAACAUCGCCGCGGACGCUGAGAGGAAUCAGUCGACGUUGGAUGAUAUAGAGCAAGAAGUGAAUAAAGUCCGUGUUGCGCUGGACGAGGACUGUCGCGCUCUGGAUGAAGACGAGCGCCAGCAGGCUGAGGCUGACAACUGGAGUUUGAAUGUGUCUUGUGAUAGCGGAGUGUACAACCGCGCUUCCUCCAGGGACUCCGGACCACAUUCUGGUGAAGAGCUCGGCUUGAUCGAGAGCCAAGAAAUAAGGGAGAAUCACGCGACCAACAGCAGUAGUAACGAGUGGUCUCCUUCGUCUAUCGAACGUGGUCUUCUCACCAUGGACCGUGAGAGGAAGUCCACUGAGACCGAGGCUCCCAGGAGCCCCGAGGAAGCAGGGAGCGAUGACGAGGGGAGGGAACCCACUGGCUUCGCACUGGGGCUCGUCAAAAGCAACAGUGUGGUCGCUCGCGCCAGCAUGUGGCAACAGCUGCAGCAACAGGCUAAAGGAACCCCGAAACCUCUGCUCCGUCACAGUCGCUCCAAGUUGAAGGAGGGACCUUCAGUGGCGGACAGGUUUAAGAGUCAGCCGAUAUCGUUCCCGGCAGCCGACGUGACGGCGAGCGAGCCCGCCGAACAACCCGCCCUCCCGCUCCCCCAGUCCAAGAGCGCUGCCAACGUGCUAGACAGGGACGAAGAUGCUAAGUUAGACGAAGACGAUCCGGCGAAGAUGUCGCUGUCGGAGAAGAUGAAGAUGUUUAACUCGAAGCUGACGCACAAGCCUCCCCCGAGCGGCGCGGGCCGGCCGCGCGAGGAGCGCGGGCGGGCCGGGCGGCUGCGCACCAUGCCGGUGUGCGGGCGCGUGCUGCAGGAGGCGCUGGAGCAGAACGAGCGCCUCACCAAGUCGCUCACGCACGACGACGUGCCGCGUAAUAAUGAUUUUCAAUUGAAAAUGGAGCUGUUCCGUUCGGCCAGCGCCAAGAACACCUCUUUAGAGUAUAUAAUGAGGCAGAACGCCAAGUUUAGGAGCUUAGACUUGGACGACGAUUCUCCGUCGGAACGAGCCCAAAGGAUGAUAACUCCUGAAGUCAGGGGUAUUCUGAAGUCGGGAUCCACUGUGGUCCCUCCAAGGCCGAAGACCUUGGCCAAGGGUGAAAGCUCAGAGGUUUGUACAGGCCUGAAAGACGAGGGCAUCGACAGUUCCUCAGAUGAAGAUUCAGUGUCAGCCUCAAGCGUGUCAUCAUCAGAAAAGAGCUGUUCUUCCUCAGACAGUUCCGACGAACUUCCAGACCCUAAGCCCAGGAGGUUCCAACGCAAACCCAACAAGCUCAAGGCUUCAAGAACUGAAUCGGACAUACCAAGACACCCCGAACCGUUCUCCUGCAAAAUCAAGCUACCAGGAGCUAAUGAGUUAAAAGAACGUCUCACGCAAGCGAAAAACCCAGACGUUAAAAUCCCAAUGCUGGCCAAACUUGGACGAAAACCUUCCGUCGAGGUCAAACAAGAAGAAGAUCAGACCAGAUACCGUAGAUUUGUUAAGAAACUAGAUGAGCCUAUCCAGUUGGGCAAGUUGAGAAGGCCUGCUGAUAAAGUGCCCCCGCCACCGCAAGAAGUGCCACCGCCAGUGUUAAAGAUAUCUGCGUUGAAUCAAGCGGCGAAGAAUAAGUUCUUUGGCUUAGAGACGGCCAAGAAGGAGAAGACCAUUGAUGAGCUGGCUGCCGCUGUCAGAAAAUACAUUCCACCCGUAAGCAAAUCCAUAUCGACGCACACGAUGGAGGUGCCGGGCUCCGGCAGCGACGGCGAGAGCAGCGGCGGCCGCGAGGUGCGACACAUCAACACCAGAGUGCGACACAGGGUCGGCGGUGGUGUGCAGCGGAGCGCCACACAUGCCGAAAUGCCGCACAAAGGUGGAGGCACUAUUGCCGAAAGGUUGGCGGCUCUUCACGCGGCGGGCGCAAACGAUUGGAGAGCGCGCGUCUGCCGGCUGAGCCCCGAGCGAGAGGACUCCAAGGCCAUCGAGAGAGCCAAGAAUAGGAUCAAUGAAUCUCUAAAUUCGGUAGAUGAUAAGAAGAAAAGCAUCGAUGACAACGAAAUAGGAACAACAAACAUUCUAGCAGAUAGAAGAAACAAAUUAGAAACAGCUGCACAAGGUUGGCGCAAACGAGUCCCACAAACCGACGCCUCUCUAUUCACGGUAGCGGGCCGGCUUGAGAGAGACAAGGUGGUAUCUGCCACUCCGCCCCUCACCCCGCCGCCGGCCGUCGCCCCCGUCAUCGCGUCGCCUGGGAUUCCUCCGCCUAAUACCUUCAAAUCUCGCAAGCAAGUAUCGCCGACGAACGGAUUCGCUUCGGGCCCACAUCGGUCGGCUUCGUGCGCCGUCGUGAGCGCCGCUGCAGUGGACAACAAGCCUAAAGAGAACAGGAUCGAUAGGGAAUCCUUUAAAAGAAGUCAUUCUGUCAGCGAGAGUAUUAGCAGGGUUGAUGAGAAAGAUGAGUCAUCAGGCGCGGAACGCACAGGCCAGCCGGUGCGGGUCCCGCGAGCUGAUGACGAGACCUUCCAAGCUUUCUUCACGCCGGCACUGCAGCAGGAACGACUGGCUGACACUGAGGGAGUCGAUGUAGAUCUCGACGCUAUUGACAGCGGGUCGAGGCAGUUAUUAGCAAGCGAGUGGUCUCGCCGCGCCCGCGUGGGUCGUCGUCACGCGGCGUCGCGCAACCCGCUGCGGGCGCUGGCCGCGCGCACCGACCUGCGCGACGAGUACGUGCCGCCGCCGCCGACCGUGCCCAAGCAUAACCAUGUGCUUGAUAAAAUAUCAAGUAACGGUGGCUUAGCAGCGGAAGCCCUAGCAGCACUAGCCAGUAAGGAAGACUUCUCAAACGUGUCGCUACGCAGCGCCGCCGCCGCGCCGCUCGCGCACGGCACCAAGCCGCUCAUGCUGCUGCAUGUUAAGGGACGGAGGAGGGUGCAGACGAGACUGGUAGAGCCGGUACACACGAGCGUGAACCGCGGCGACUGCUUCAUACUCAUCACGUCGGACCAGCUGUUCCUCUACAUCGGACUCUACGCCAACGUUAUUGAGAAAAACCGCAGUACCGACAUCGCCUUACACAUCCAAAACACUAAAGACUUGGGUUGCAAAAACUCCACCGGCAUCAUCAAAAUAGAUGAACAAAUCAAGAACUUCAGCAACAAACACUGGAACCAGUUCUGGUCACUCCUCGGCGUCACUGAAGGCAUUGAGAACUACAAACCUGUGGAAACAGGCCAUGCUGAUGAAGACGAAAUCUUCGAAUCUUGCAUCCUUCAGACCAACAUGUGUUACGAAGUCAUGGAUGAUGAACUCGUCCCCAUCAAAGAGUACUGGGGACAGGUCCCAAAGAUAGCCAUGCUCAACCAAACCAAAGUGAUCGUGUUCGACUUCGGAUCUGAAAUGUACAUCUGGUACGGCAAAAAUGUUCCCCUAGAGAGCAGGCGCCGAGCGGCACAACUUGCCCAAGAAAUGUUCGACGAAGGGUACAACUAUGAGGAGUGCCACAUCAACCCGCUCAAUGCAGCAAUGUAUCAAGGCGCAAGGGAUCCUUCCGACCCACCAGCGAAAGCCUCGAAAAGCCGACCAGAAUGGGCGAUCCUGUCCAAAAUCACUCAACAUAUGGAAACUAUUCUCUUCAAAGAAAAGUUCCUCGACUGGCCCGACUACUCCAGAGUCAUUAAAGUCAAAUCACCCGAAAAUAAAUCGAACAGCGUCGAAAUUAACCCUUGCGAUGCCGAGGAGAUGUGGUCGAACGAGUACCAGGAUCCAGAUCUCAUUUUAGAAGGAUCUCAUAUCGGCCGCGGCACGCAUUACUACGACAAAGAGAACAUGAGGCACUAUGAUAUCAAAACCAAAUCUGUAUGCAAGUGGGUGAUACAGGAGUAUGAUUACCAAAAAGUUGAGAACGAAUCAGAAAUUGGAGAGUUCUUCUCUGCCGAUAGUUACAUUAUAAGAUGGGAGUAUAUGAUCACGAUGACUGGUCGAGAACUGAACGGGAAACCAUCUAAACAUAACGUUACUGGCAGAGAUAGAUGCGCUUACUUCUGUUGGCAAGGCCGGGACGCCAGCUCAAACGAAAAGGGUGCUGCAGCCUUACUUACUGUAGAAUUAGACAGGGAAAAGGGACCUCAAGUGCGAGUGGCCCAAGGGAACGAACCUCCCGCCUUCCUAAACCUCUUCCAAGGCAAUCUGGUCAUCCACCAAGGGAAACGGGACACAGAUAAGAGUCGAUACCGAUUGUUCGUGACUCGAGGCAAUCUUUCUAACGAGGCUUACUUACUUCAAGUGCCGUGCUCAGUGCGACAGCUGCGAAGCCGAGGCUCCUUGCUGCUAGUCGACACUGAGAAGAGUUGCUUGUACAUCUGGCACGGCGCGAGAAGCAUGAAGCAUACUAAGAACAUUGCUAUUGAGUUGGCGAACAAGUUGAUCGCGAGGAAGUCCAGUUAUCUCUUCGGGAAUGUGUCUGGUGUGAAGAUUGUGGAGGUUAAGGAGGGGGAGGAGCCUCGGGAGGUGCUAGAGGCUUUGGGCGUGGCCAACAAGCAGCAGUGGAUGGGAUUGGUGGGCAAGGAGUGCGGAGGGGAGGGGACGGCGAGGCUGUUCCACUUCACGGACCUGGGGGGACAGUUCGAGGCUAACGAGGUGUUGUCGCCGCUGCGUCACGAACAUCUGGCGACACCCUUUCCUUUUGAUCAAAAGGAGUUGUAUUCGGCUUCGCAGCCAGCCCUAUUCCUACUGGACGACGGCGCCUGUGUGUGGCUGUGGCAGGGCUGGUGGCCGCCGCAGGAGGACGGGGAACUGGAGCCUGCCGAGAGAAAUGCCGGUGUAGGCGCAUUCGCGUCUCGCUGGCAGUCUCUCCGAGUGGCCGCUCUCCGCACAUGCGCGGCGUACUGGCAGGCGUCGCGCGGGUGUGGCGCGGCGGACGUGCGGCUGGUGGCGGCGGGGCUGGAGCCCGCGCGGUUCACGCACCUCUUCGACACCUGGGCCGACCACGAUCAGGCUGCCGAUGCUAAUAUCAACCACGGCUACAAGGCGGGCGAGAUAAUCCCCGGCUCCUGCGAGCUGUCGCGGCUGACGUGCUGCGACGCGGUACUACCGCUCGCAGCGCUGCAGCGCCGUCCGCUGCCCGACCACGUCGACCCGCACCAUCUAGAGCGGCAUCUGUCGCCCGCUGACUUCCUGGAGGCUUUCGGCAUGACCAAAGAAGAGUUCUCAGUGCUCCCGGCGUGGAAGCAGACCAACAUGAAGAAGGACGUCGGUCUGUUCUGACGCGCUACACAACACAUACUACACACAUUUUGUACAACCGCAGCUCUUUCGUACUUUUUUACUCAACCAUGUCGUCAAUGGAUUUGAUACAAUUAUUGUUAAGAGCACGCUUAUAUUCUAUAGUAAAAUAAAUUUGUACUAACGGUAUGUAUGUACCUAACGAUGUAUUCGCGCUCGUGAUAUUUUCAUGUAACCGCCGUAGACGAUAGCCAAGUAGUCAACUGAUGGAUUUGGACGCAGGAAUUGUUAGACGGAGCUCGUCACACCCGCGCCCGCAUCUAAAUGUUUGUAUAUAGUCGUUUUAUUUGAACUAUUUAUUUCGUAACUACCAUUUGUCUCGCUAUUAUCGAUUAUGAUGUUUCAUUAUGAGUUUAUGUUGUAAAAUAUUUUGUAGUUUUAAUUACCUUUUUGAUUGUCCCAUGUUGGCGCGGAUGUGGCGAAAUAAAAAAACUGGUGAUAUUUUUCGAUUCGACUGUAAGAUACGACCGCGCAGUGCGUCGGUAGAAGAGAGUAGUUUUGCUAAUGCUAAUUAAAUGUUUUUUAAAACCGCUCAUUGCUCGGUCGUGUCGAUCGCGGAACGUUUUAGCAAAUGUCUGGUCAAAGUAUGGUUAUUUGUUAUAAACCGCUAGAUUUACACAAGUACUUUACUACUAUUGUAUUCGCUUUAGGGGUAGGCUUAUAUAGUUCUGUGGCGGUUGGAAUUGUCUGCUGAUCGUGACUUGUGAUAUUGUUCGUUUGCGUUAACUCGUGCUAAUGUUAACAGCGCUAUGCGUUAUUCAAAUUGUUAGUAAGUAAUUCCAGUGCCACAGAGCAACUAUUAUGUAUAUUUUAACACAUCACAUAUCUUAUCUACUCAUUGCAUCUUUUAUACUGUGCGUUAGGUGGACCAUGAUAAAGUUUUAAUAUAUAAUCUUACGGUAUUCCGUACGUGCGGCUUGGCUUCGCGGCUCUGUACUCGAACACGUACUUGACUAUAAGGAUAUUUGUAAUGGACUUUGUGUUGCUAACAGAAACAUUUGACUUUAUAAAUUAUCGGUAGUGUUGUGUCAGCCGCGGUACCCGAGUGCCGUCGGUCACACAAUCACCGCUCAGUCUAUUUGUACUUUAUUUUUGAAGCUGUUGGUAUGUUGUGUACAAUUUUAGAAGUUUAUUUUUUAUAUUCUAGCUUAUUGCUUAUAGUGUGGGACGCACCACGACUAUCUGGUUCGCGGAGGAGAAAUUGCCAGUAUUGUAAGAAUUUUACUGCCAAUGAGUAGAAUAACUCUAACAAAACAGUCAUACUUUAGUUAACUAAAUACCAAUAUAAACUUACUUUAUGUCCUAAAUGCAUUUACGGCCGACAUUAUCGUGGCCUACGGUGACAUGAACAUCUCAAAUCCAAUUUUUAAUAUUUUGCUUUGGUUGUGUUACUUAUACCUAAAUAAUUAUUGUAUUUGAGGAUUAUUUUGUACUAUAAUAAAUGAUGUAAUAAAUUCUUAAAAUUGA
Messenger RNA from Helicoverpa armigera (cotton bollworm), 11075 nucleotides. It is a transcript of the gene Svil, whose product is annotated as supervillin. Gene Ontology annotation, biological process: cytoskeleton organization; actin filament severing; barbed-end actin filament capping. The record is from RefSeq and is a predicted model, not a curated record. Gene Ontology annotation, molecular function: phosphatidylinositol-4,5-bisphosphate binding; actin filament binding. The coding region runs from base 450 to 9590 and encodes 3046 amino acids. Lineage: Eukaryota; Metazoa; Arthropoda; Insecta; Lepidoptera; Noctuidae. Gene Ontology annotation, cellular component: actin cytoskeleton; cytoplasm. The transcript is spliced from 26 exons.